Messenger RNA from Homarus americanus (American lobster), 1840 nucleotides. Its product is annotated as pre-mRNA-processing factor 17-like. The record is from RefSeq and is a predicted model, not a curated record. Gene Ontology annotation, molecular function: protein binding; mRNA binding. NCBI's taxonomy places the organism in Eukaryota, Metazoa, Arthropoda, Malacostraca, Decapoda, Nephropidae. The transcript is spliced from 3 exons. The coding region runs from base 22 to 1734 and encodes 570 amino acids. Gene Ontology annotation, cellular component: catalytic step 2 spliceosome. Gene Ontology annotation, biological process: mRNA splicing, via spliceosome.
UGACGGUGAGUAAAGGUAAACAUGGCGUCUCUCCUGAGCCUAAGGGACUAUGGGAGUGAUAGUGAUGGUGAAUUAGGUGAUGUUGAGGAGUAUGUACAGCAUUUAAAACCAAUUGAGAGUGGAAAUACGAUAUCUCAAGAUCUACAGAUUGUUGUUUCACCCGAAGUUACGUCUACGAAAGAACUUGAUGAUCGCCUUCAUAUAGAUCCCCUGGAGAAAGAGCUGAAGUAUAACCCUAAAUAUGAGGAGCUGUUUGCCCCAACUCUUGGACCUCAAAAACCAGAAUCCAAGUACCAAGAAGUCGACAGAAACACCCUUGCUGGCCAUGUAGAACCUGCACACUUUAAUGAAUUUGAAUUUGAAUCACAAAGACGCACUUUCACAACAUUUGGUUACGCUAUUGACCCGUCAAUAUCUGGGAAACCUGAGGAUGGGAGGAGAUAUGUCGGGGAUGUUUCUACAGCCAGUGAAACGUCUGGAUUUACAAUUUUUGAAACUAAGCACAAAGCAGAGCAACCUACUAGGCGUAAACGUGACAAGAAUGAUGAUGCUGCAGAUAUUGAUGGAUUUAAAGGCCCUUGGGCAAAGUAUCAAAAUGAACAGACUGUGAUGAAGCCAUCUGAAGAAGAGCAACAUGCACUAGAUGAAAUAUUAGCUAAACGACAAAAGCGAGGUAAACAGACGGAUGAUAAGCCUAUUGAUGAGAAAUCUCUGUUGCACAUAAAGGAUGCUUAUGAUUAUCAAGGACGGUCAUUUUUACAUAUUCCCCAAGAUGUUGGUGUGAAUUUGAAGUCCCCAGAACCACCUGAGAAGUGUUUCAUGCCCAAGAAAUUAAUCCACACAUGGAAGGGUCACACCAAAGGCGUGUCUGCCAUCAGGUGGUUUCCUGGAUCAGGACACCUCUUGCUCUCUUGCGCUAUGGACACAAAGAUUAAAAUAUGGGAAGUGUACAACAACCGCCGUUGCAUCAGAACAUAUAUGGGACACAAACAGGCUGUGAGAGAUGCUUGCUUUGAUAAUGAAGGAAAACAGUUUCUUUCUGCUGGUUAUGAUCGAUUUAUCAAAUUAUGGGACACGGAAACUGGAGACUGCAUCUCCCACUUUACCAGUCGAAAAAUUCCAUAUUGCGUCAAGUUCCAUCCUGAAGAAGAAAAACAAAAUCUUUUUGUAGCUGGCACAUCAGAUAAGAAAAUUGUGUGUUGGGAUAUUAGAACCAAAGAGAUAGUUCAGGAGUAUGAUCGUCAUUUAGGAGCUGUAAAUACUAUCACAUUCAUCGAUGAAAACAGAAGAUUUGUCUCGACUUCUGAUGACAAGAGUUUACGUGUGUGGGAAUGGGACAUACCCGUUGAUUUCAAAUACAUUGCAGAUCCCACAAUGCAUUCCAUGCCAGCUGUCACUCUUUCCCCCAAUAAGAAGUGGUUAGCAUGCCAGAGCAUGGACAAUAAAAUUGUAAUAUUUUCAGCUUUAGAUCGCUUCAAGAUGAAUCGAAAGAAGAUAUUUACAGGACACAUGGUAGCAGGAUAUGCCUGUACUCUUGAUUUCUCCCCUGAUAUGUCUUAUUUGGUGUCUGGUGAUGCAGACGGGAAAGCUCAUGUUUGGGAUUGGAAAACUACGAAACUCUACCAAAAGUGGAAAGCUCAUGAGGAUGUGUGUAUUGGUAUUCUGUGGCAUCCACAUGAGACCAGUAAGAUAGCUACAGCAGGAUGGGAUGGUCUCAUUAAAUACUGGGAUUAACUCUUGCUCAUACAGUAUAUUUUUUUAACUGUAAGGUUAUUGUACAAUUUAUGUAAGAUUUUUGUAUAUAAAAUACUGUAAUAAAAUUCAUUAAGAAAAAAUAUGA